Messenger RNA from Cordyceps militaris CM01, 495 nucleotides. RefSeq lists its product as uncharacterized. Bases 1 to 495 code for a protein of 164 amino acids. The transcript has a single exon. Lineage: Eukaryota; Fungi; Ascomycota; Sordariomycetes; Hypocreales; Cordycipitaceae. The record is from RefSeq and is a predicted model, not a curated record.
AUGGCCUCGCGCAUAUCCGACUUUGCGCCGCUCAAGCGCGCCGCGACGCGCGACUCGCUCGAGCCGUGGCUCAAGAGCGUCAUCCUCGCCUUUGGCGCCGCCAAGAUUCUCUUCUUCGUGCCCCUUCUCGUGCUCCUCCCGCUGCGGGUACCGGUGCCGGCGCCGGUCGCCGCGCUGGUCCGCUGGGGCCCCGGCGGCGGCGGCGCCGAGCAGUACGAGGAGAUGAUUGCGUCCAUCUACGUCGUCUGGGGCGUCUUCAUGGUCCGCGCCGCGGCCGACCCGCUCCGCGCCGCCCUCUUUCUCGACUUUACCGCGUGCGCCGACGCGGCGCACAUUGGCCUCAUGACGCUCAUGGCCGUCGUCAACGCGGGCGACCGUGUGCAUCUCGUCGGCGACGUCCUCGCCGCCUGGCUCUUCCUCGGCCCGUUCAUCUAUGUCUGGACCGCGGUGAGGAAGGAGCGCGGACCGGCGCGGCCGAGGUCGGAUGGGGCCUGA